This is a messenger RNA of Erigeron canadensis, 3745 nucleotides long. RefSeq names its product lysine-specific demethylase JMJ25-like. Bases 188 to 3514 code for a protein of 1108 amino acids. Gene Ontology annotation, cellular component: chromatin; histone deacetylase complex. The record is from RefSeq and is a predicted model, not a curated record. Gene Ontology annotation, molecular function: transcription coregulator activity; chromatin DNA binding; histone H3K9 demethylase activity. Lineage: Eukaryota; Viridiplantae; Streptophyta; Magnoliopsida; Asterales; Asteraceae. Gene Ontology annotation, biological process: regulation of transcription by RNA polymerase II. The transcript has 13 exons.
UUCACCACCUCCAUUCCAGAAUCUCCAUUCUCUCUCUCUCUCUCUCUCCCUCUCUCUCUCACCAAAAUUCCUUUUUCACUUCUCACCUAUAAAAAAUUCUCCGUUCCGGCCAUCCUCCGAUCACGAUUUUAAUCGAUGAUCGUGAUCUCACGCGCUCAUUUCUUCUCGUCUUUAUGAAUUUUUGAAGAUGGAGGUCCUUAUGCAAAAGGAAAAUCAAAUUAGAGUAUAUACUUCUAAAAAAAUGAAGUUGAGACAAAAAGAAUUAACUGAUGCUCUUGUAGUUGGAAAGAAAAGAAGUCUUCAAGAGUUCAUGAAUUCUGAAAAUGGGGGCCAUCAGUGGUCAUCAAUGAAAAGGACAAGAAGUUCUAUACAGAAAGAAGUGUUCAACAUACAAACUAAAACUUCUCGUUGUAAGGGUACCACACCAAAUUGUAGCAGCUCCUCUGAAAGCAGUUCUUCUGAUGAUUCUGAAUACGAAGCACAUGAACGAACCAGGAAGGGCCCAUUGACUCCAAAAGCAAAAAAGGUAAUCAAGACUAGGAGAAAUCGUAAAAUAAACGGCUUGCAUGGGAAAUCAAAAUGCUCCGUAAGUAAGAAAACAUUUGAGAAUAUUGAAAAGGAUGCCACUGAUUUUGAAGAGGAUUCUGAGGAAGAAGACGAUGACGACGAGGACUUCACACCAUAUAAAUCGUCUCAAAGAUCAAUAAGUGAAGAUGACGAUGAGGACUUUAAACCAUGUAGAUUGUCUCAAAGAUCAAUAGGUUUAAAGUACAGAGGAAUGCAGGCUAAAGGUUAUAGCGUUUCAAAUGAGAAACUGAACUUUAAGAAGAAGAAAGCGAACUUAAACAAGAAAGAAACAGCAAACCGACGGCGAUUUGAAAGAUCUAUCAGUACCAGAGAAAACAAAGUAGAAGAGGAACUGAUGGACUGCAAGCAGAACGAACAAAGUAAUGAUAACAGUAGACUUCCUGAUGAACGAGUAUUGAGAAGUCGCCGUACUGCUUCUUGUGGAAACAAAGUUAUUGUGGAUGGUUUUGUUGAAUGGGCAGAUUUUGAGGUUGAAGAAGAAAUCGAGUAUUCUAUUGAAGAUGAAGAAGAUGAUGACAAUGAUGAUGAUGAUUAUGAAGUGAGAGAUGUAAUUUUGACAUCGAUGGAGCAUCGUGAUUUUAACAAAAACGAGACAAAAGGCAUUACAAAAGACAGGAAAGUGGAGAAUGAUGAUGACAUCAUAGCAGGACUAAAACGAUCAUCUUUUUCGAAAUCUAAUCCUAGUAGAAGCAGUAGUUCAAAUGAUACGAACAUGAAGAGAAUAAAAAAAGACACAGUAGAUUGUAGUACUGCUUCAUCAAAUGGCACUACAAGAAUUCUUAAUAAUAUAAAGGAUCAGAAAAAUGGGAAGGAGACUUUAAAGUGUCAUCAAUGUAAGAGAAAUGAUAGAUACACCGUUGUUCCCUGCACCAAAUGUAACGAAAUGGUAUAUUGUAUCCAGUGCAUCAAGCAAUGGUAUCCUGAGUUGUCAGAAGAAGAAGUUGCAGAGUCAUGCCCCUAUUGCCGUGAAAACUGCAAUUGCAAUCUGUGUUUACACUCAACUUUCAAGACGCCAAGCAUAGACGUCCCUGAUGCUGAGAAGUUGCAGCAUCUUCACUAUCUAAUAAACUCUCUCCUUCCAUAUCUGAAGCAAAUUCGUGAAGAACAAAUUGAGGAGGUCUUGGUUGAAGCACAUGUGCAAGGGGUCUCAGAGUCAUCAGUUAUAAUAGGCCAGACUAGCUGUCUCAAUGAAGAACGUGUCUAUUGCAACCAUUGUUCAACAUCGAUCAUUGAUCUUCAUCGAAGUUGUCCAAAAUGCUCUUAUGAGCUAUGUCUUAGUUGCUGUCGUGAGAUACGGAAGAAUGGUCUUCGCGGUUUGAAAAAAGUUGAAUUUGGGUACUUUGACAAAGGUUUUGAUUACAUUCAUGGCGGUGACCCCUUACAAGAUUCUUUUCCUUCAAGUAGUCCAACUAGCCACUCUCGUAUUGCAAUUAAAUGGGUAGCUGAAGAUGAUGGGAGCUUGUUUUGUGCUCCACAAGAAAUGGGUGGAUGCGGUGAUCUUCAAACAUUGGAGCUCAAGCGUAUCUUGCAAGAGGGUUGGAUUUCAAAGUUGGAGGAAAAAGCAGUGAAUAUAUUGAAUGCGAUCAAUAUUGAUCAACCAAGUGACAUGAAUAGUUCUUUUACAACCGGUGGCAAGAUGAAUCUUAAAGCAGCCAGAAGAGAAGAUUCAGAUGAUAACUACUUAUACUCUCCUGCUUCGACAGAUAUCCUCGCUGCCAAGGAGCUUAAUCGCUUCCGUCACCAUUGGGCUAAAGGUGAACCAAUAAUUGUUAGAGAGGUUCUAGAGCAGACAUCUGGUUUAAGCUGGGAGCCCAUGGUUAUGUGGCGUGCAUUGUGCGAACAUGUGGAUUCAGUCGUGAGUUUGAAGAUGUCACAAGUGAAGGCAAUAGACUGUUUGGCUGGUUGUGAGGUUGAAAUCAGUACUCGGAAAUUUUUUAAAGGAUACACGGAAGGAAGGCAAUACGUGAAUUCCUGGCCAGAGAUGCUAAAGCUGAAGGAUUGGCCACCAUCUGAUAAGUUUGAAGACCUUUUACCGCGCCAUUGUGAUGAGUUUAUCAGUGCAUUGCCUUUCCAAGCGUAUACUGAUCCAAGAGCAGGUUUUCUCAAUCUUGCUGUCAAGUUACCGCCAGGUGUCCUAAAACCUGAUCUGGGUCCGAAAACAUAUAUUGCAUAUGGACUGGCCGAGGAACUUGGAAGAGGGGACUCUGUAACAAAGCUUCAUUGUGACAUGUCAGAUGCCGUGAAUAUAUUGACACACACUGCUGAUGUAUUAGUGAGUGAUAAUCAGAAGUUAGCAAUUAGAGAGUUAAAGAAAAGACAUAGGGUUCAGGAUGAAAGAGAAAAGAAUGGAGUAAUCACUGGAUGUGUAGAUGGAUUGUUGGUACAGAAAGAUGAACCGAGUGGAGGAGUUUCACCAGAUAAACGUAAUAGUUUUCCUACACAAGACACUGAUGGAACAGGUAGUGCCCUUUGGGACAUUUUCAGAAGAGAAGAUGUACCAAAGCUACAAGAAUAUUUAUUGAAGCACUCCAAAGAGUUUCGACAUACAUAUUGCUGUCCUGUCGAUCAGGUUUAUCACCCAAUUCAUGAUCAAACCUUUUACUUGACGUUGGAACAUAAAAGGAGGCUAAAAGAGGAAUAUGGUAUAGAGCCCUGGACAUUUGAACAAAACCUGGGAGAUGCAGUUUUUAUUCCUGCUGGAUGUCCACACCAAGUGCGCAAUCUUAAGUCAUGCACCAAAGUUGCUGUUGACUUUGUUUCUCCAGAAAACCUAAAAGAAUGCCUCCGACUAACAGAGGAGUUCCGCAAGCUGCCCCUUAAUCACAAAGCCAAAGAAGACAAACUAGAGGUAAAAAAAAUGAUCGUACAUGCUAUGCAUCAGGCCAUUACUGACUUUGAGGAGUUGGCAAGCCAUCAGAAGUUAUAGGGUAAAAAGGUAUUGGUAGUGACAGUGAAUGCCCAACCCAUCCUCCUAUGAACCAUACCUGAGCUAAUUGGUGGUGUGGUGUGGCUGAUUAGAAGAAAUGCAGUGGAUGUUUGAACAACUUUCUUCUGAACACUGUUUUCUAGACUGUCAAAAAAAAAGAAGAAGGCUCAGAAUAUAAAUUAUAUAUAAUACAAAUAAUAAGUUGAAGAAGAUCUUCAGUUUUCAGUUUAA